Messenger RNA from Aureobasidium subglaciale EXF-2481, 687 nucleotides. RefSeq lists its product as uncharacterized. The record is from RefSeq and is a predicted model, not a curated record. NCBI's taxonomy places the organism in Eukaryota, Fungi, Ascomycota, Dothideomycetes, Dothideales, Saccotheciaceae. The transcript has a single exon. Bases 89 to 547 code for a protein of 152 amino acids.
UUCCAACCUAAGAGUAUUCACUUUUUGACUCUCCACCGACUCCACCGACUCCACCAAGCUGCUGUACGUGUUGAGCUGAACCAGCACCAUGGGUAGGAGAUUGUCAGUGCUCUGCGGUUCCACUCAAAUUUUGCUUACACGACACGCUCAUUCGAUGGAGUUAACGCGAAAGCUAUACUACAGCUCACUGCUGUCGUAUUUUUCGAUCAGUGUUGGAGUGUUUCGCAAUGUCGGCAGUACGAGCAGGGUUUUGCCCACAGCGUUGAGACUUGAGAACAUCGAAACUUUGUCGCAUUCCCGUCGCAUCCCCGUCGCAUCAUCGACAAACCACAUUCAAGUUUGCACGCUACGGGUAGUUGUCAACCCACAACACAGUUCAACAAAGACAUGCCGCAAUCAAAAUCGAGAAUGGAGAUUGCACAUUUUUCACUCGAACCAUUGCGGCGCGGCGCAUCCAAUUUCCCCCGGACCGGAAAGCGCGGUCUCCGUGGGGCUUCCCAAACAAUUCAGGGACCAGAAGCCAUCACAAACGCCUUCUCCUAUGUAAUAUCUAUAAAACCCAAUUCUCUGCUUGUAAUGAUUUUUGUUGUGCUUGAGUAUACUUUGGGCUUUGUUGGUAUAUUUGUGCUUUCCAUUCUGUGUCUGCAUCAUGGUCGUCACAUCUUCUCACAGGUAAUUGAUUUCGCU